CUCACCACCCCACCUUUCCAAUUACAACCAUAUAUGUAUACCACUAAUAUACUCUCACAACAUUGCCAUUUCCAGCAAACAACAUGCCAAAUAUCCCCACUAAACUCCAAUUCCACCGACCCAGCAAUAUGCCUACACUACAACACCUAUAUGCAACAUUAUAUAUACAUCUACAACGACAUAGCAGCCCACCACCGCCCAAAAGCCCCAUCUUCUUCACACAAGCGAAUACACCCAUAAGCGUAUACAUACCAUACACGCAUACCGUACAAUAGCUACGCGUCUUCUUCAACAACCCCGAUAACAUCGCAAAUCUGUCGACAACAAAGUCACUCAAAUUUGUAAUUGCUGUGGAAGUUCAUUUUCCUCGACUCGUCGUUCUCUCUCCGCUGCUCGAGAAUAGGUUUGAAAUCCAGAAGAUCUUCUUUAUCGAGUCAAUCUUAUCAAGGAACCUGGUGCACAUUGAAAAGGAAGUCGGUGAACAGAUUUAUGGAAGCUAAUAAAUAGGGAAAUAUAUAUAUCGGAUACAUGAAAAAGUGGAUGAUAUACGCUCUGUAUAUAUCAGUAUAUAUGUUGAUAUGCAUGUAAAUGUUCCACUGGCUCAAAAACGAGGUAGCUCUAUAAGACAACGUCGUGAGAUAUUUAAAGUAGAGAGAGAAGCUCUUCCUUCUCACUAAAUUCUUAGCACUCACUUUUUACAUUUCACUAAAAGAAAACCUAGCAUAACAGCAGCCCGCCAUGGCCAGAGCCGCCUCCGGUGGGCGAGAACCACCGGAGAAUUUCCCACCUCUACCUACACAAAUCAACCAUGCUACACCUCCACCAUCUACUGACCCAAAUCUCACCCAAUAUGCUACUAUCCUUAAACCAAAAAUCAUUAACCCUGCAGUCCCUAAUGUUCCUCCUAAACCUGUAGUUAUUCUACAUGGAGAACCAAGUAUUACGUGGAAGUCAUCAGAGAUCAAAUUGCUCAUAGUAAAGGAAAAUCUUCAAUAUGCUAUCAUUGGUAAAUUUUCUUAUGGAAAACCAGAUGUGCAGGAAUUGAGAAAAACAAUUCCAGGGCAGUGCGGAAUCAAAAGUGAAUGCACAAUAGGAGUAUUAGAUGCAAGACAUAUUCUUAUCAGACUAACGACGAUGGAAGAUUAUGUUAAUUUAUUAUCAACACCAGCCUUUUAUGUGAAAGCCAAGGAGAAUUAUUGGCAGAUGAGAACUCUGAAGUGGGAUCCGUGGUUUGAAUCUGAGGUAGAAACUACAAUUGGUGUUGCUUGGAUAUCAUUCCCAGAUCUACCGCCAAAUUUUUUUGCAAGAGAAGCAAUUUUUUCAAUAGCAAGAGCAAUUGAAAAACCUCUUACAGUGGACAUGGCAACGAAGAACCAAACAAGGCCUAGUUGUGCAAAGGUGAAAAUAGAAGUGGAUUUAACUGCUAAACUGCCCCAAAGAGUGAAAAUCAAUGAAGAGGAUGAUAAUACGGGUGAAGUAAAGUAUAAGUGGAUUAAAAUACAGUAUGACAACAUGCCAAAAUACUGUAAGGAAUGUUGUUUACAGGGACAUGAUGACAAAACUUGCUGGACUCUACAUCCACAACUAUAUGAUACAAUGAUUGAAGAGAAUAGGAAUUUAGAAAGGAAAGGUGAAACUCAAAAUGUCAUAGGCACAGAAACAAAUUCCAGGAAGAUUUUAACAAGUGGCAAAGUAGUGGGGAAUAAACAUAAUAAACAAGAAUGGAUGGUGAGAAGGAGGAAUAAAUACAAGAAAGAUAAAUAUGGGCAUAUUGAAGGGGAAAUCGACUAUCAAGAUAAGAAUUCCUUUGAUGCUCUAAGGGACAAAGAAGAACAUGAAGAUCAGGGCAAAGAGGAAGACAGAAUAGAAGAAAAUAAAAAUGGUUCCACUAAAGAAUGGGUGAAUAAAACUUUCAACAAGAAGGAGGUCAAAGAGGCAGUAAAUGAUAAGGAACAAGAAGGAAACAAUAAAGAAGGGAUUGUAACACAUCAAAAGAAGGACAACUGUGAAGAAGGGAAUAGUCGACAAGAAUCAAUGCAAAUUGUUAAUAUAGAGGAAUCAAAAGCAGUAGAGGAAAAUAAAGAAGAGGAGGAGAUAAAUAAGGGCACUAUUGUGGUGUAUGAAUUGAACAAUGAACCAUGUCCGCUAGCUAUUGAGAAUGCAACCUCAAAAGAAAGCAAGAAAGGGACCUAUAUAGAUAAAGAUGAUAUAUCCCAGAACAUUGAAAGGAUUAAUGCUGAGGGAGAUUUAUCACCAAAACAUAAGGGAAGAUUGAAGGAGAUGUACACAAAACAAAAGAAACAAAGUGAGGCGGAUAUAAAACAAGCUCAAGCAUCAUCCAGACAGUCGAAGAGAACGAUUGUCAAAAAUCCCAGGUAUCAAUGAAAGCUUUGAUAUGGAAUAUAAGAUCAGUAAACACUCAAAAGGUGUUUACUAGACUGAUUAACCUCCAUAAAAGAAAUCAAUAUUAUUUGGUGGGAUUAAUGGAACCUUUUGAGGAAACACAAAGAUUAGAAGUUUAUAGAAGAAGACUUGGAAUGAAGCAUGCUCUUACUAAUGUCAAUGGGAAGAUUUGGGCAUUUAUUGAUGAAGAGAUGGAACUUGAAAUAAGUAGAGACGAGGAGCAAAUGUUAACUAUUAAGUUAACAAAUCAAAACGGAAAUAUUGAGGUCAUGGUGUCACUAGUUUAUGCUAAAUGCACGCAGGGUGAAAGACUUUUACUAUGGGACUCUAUAUCUGACUUGGCAAAUAUCAUAAGUAUUCCAUGGAUGAUAGGUGGGGACUUUAAUGUGAUUUGUAAUGAGGAAGAGAAAUUGGGGGGAAGGCCAGUUACAGAGGCAGAAGUUAGAGACUUCAAUAAUUGCAUAAAUGUGUGUAAUCUGGAAGAUUGCAACUUUAAGGGAAGUAAGUACACAUGGUGGAAUGGGAGAACUGAGGAGGAGUGUAUAUUCAAAAGGCUAGACAAAGUUCUUACAAAUGAUAAACUACAGGAGGUAUUUCCUAUAAUUGAAGUGGAGCAUCUGAUCAGAAGUGGCUCAGAUCACACUCCGGUGGAAAUAAAUCUCAAAUUCAGCAAAGAGGAGGUGAUUAAGACUUUUAGAUUUCUCAACUUUUGGCUAAAAGAAGAAUCAUUCAUGGAGACAAUUAAGGAGCACUGGAAAGCAGAGUUUGAAGGGGAUCCGUUUGCCUUAUUUCACCACAAACUCAAGAAGACUAAGAAAGCUUUAUCUCAAUGGAGCAAGGAUACAUUUGGAAAUAUUUUUCAGGAAAUAGCUACUAUAGAGGAGAUCAUUAAAGUGCAAGAGGCUCAGUUUGAAGCUAACCCCAAUGGAAGCAAUAGGGAAACUCUUCACCAAACUCAAGCAAAAUUAAAAAAAUAUCUCCAAAGGGAAGAAGAAUUUUGGAAACAAAAAGCGGGCAUGGAAUGGUUUAAAGAAGGAGAAAGAAAUACAAAGUUUUUUCAUACAAUUGUGAGAGGGAGAAGAAGUAGACUCAGAAUUAAUAGAAUUCAGGAUGAGGAUGGGGACUGGUUGGAGCAGUAAGAAGACAUUGCUAACGCAGCAGUGAAAUACUAUGAGAAACAGUUUACCAUGCAAGCAAUAAGUGGUGAUUUUGAGUUGCUUAACGAACUUCCGGAGGUAAUCACUGGAGACAUGAAUGAGGAACUAGAAGCAAUACCAACUAUUAAAGAAGUGAAAAAGGCAGUAAUGGGAUUAAAUGGAAAUAGUGUAGGGGGUCCAGAUGGAAUGACAGGGGCUUUUUUCCAAAGCACAUGGGAAAUAGUUGGAGAGGAUAUAUAUAAUAUGGUCAAGGCCUUUGUGGGUGGAGCAGAGCUACCCAGAUAUGUCACUCAUACGAAUUUAGUCCUAAUUCCUAAGAAAGUGUCGGUUAAUACAUUUUCAGAUUUUCGACCAAUAUCUUUGAGUAACUUUGUCAAUAAGAUUUUCUCAAGAGUCAUACAUGAAAGAAUUAAGAAGGUCCUUCCACAAAUCAUCUCACCGGAGCAGGCUGGCUUUGUACAAGGGAGAAGUAUAGCUGAAAAUAUUCUUUUCGUGCAGGAAAUAAUCUCUGAAAUAAGGAAAAGAGGAAAGCCUUCUAAUAUUGUAAUAAAGCUAGAUAUGAUGAAAGCAUAUGAUAGAUUGGAAUGACUAUUCCUAACCAAGGUACUAAGGAAACUAGGGUUUGGAGAAGUUAUCAUUGACAUAGUGUAUAGACUGAUUAGCUACAAUUGGUACUCAAUCCUGUUGAAUGGACAACCUGUUUCUUUAAAUCUACAAGAGGUGUAAAGCAGGGAGAUCCACUAUCUCCUACUUUAUUCAUUAUAGCUGCUGAAGUUAUGUCCAGAUCAUUAAAUGCUCUCAUAGAAGGAAGGAAUUUAAAAGAUUUGGCAUGCCAAGGGGAAGCUUGAAACUAAAUCACUUGGCUUUUGCAGAUGACAUGAUUAUAUUAUGUAAGGCUGAAGUUGGUACAAUGCAAAUGAUUACAGAAACUCUUGGAAAGUAUGAAGAUAUAUCGGGGCAAAAGGUAAACAAGGACAAAAGUGCUAUCUAUAUGCACCAUAGUGUGUUGGGGGGAGAAGCAAUAGUUGCAGAAGUGGCUACAGGUAUUUUUAGAAAGGAAUUCCCCUUUACUUGUUUGGGUUGUCCUAUUUUCUAUAAAAGAAAGCAGAAAGCUUAUUAUCAUCAAGUAAUUCAGAGGAUUGCUGCAAAACUACAAGGAUGGAAAGGAAAGUUACUUUCGUAUGGAGGUAGGGCAAUUUUGAUCAAACAUGUGCUACAAAGCACCCCUAUACAUUGUUUAUCUGUAAUGAACCCUCCAAGGAAUGUGUUAAAUCAAGUACAAAGUAUGAUGGCCCAAUUUUUCUGGAGUAGCUGUAUAGGGGGAAGAGGAAAACACUGGAGUAAAUGGAUUAACUUAUGUUUGCCAGAGAAGGAAGGAGGAUUAGGCUUCAGAUUAAUGCAUGAUGUAUCUAUGGCCCUAUUUUGUAAACUAUGGUGGAACUUUAGAACUAAAAAGACUUUAUGGAGUGAAUACAUGCAUAACAAAUAUUGUAGAAAUAAUAGUCCUAAUUUGAUCAUGUGGAAAAUUGGGAAUGGGGGAUCACAAGUAUGGAAAAAGAUGCUACAAGCUAGAGACUUAAUUGAACACCAGAUUCUAUGGAUUCCAAAAAAGGGAUCAGUUUCCCUAUGGCAUGAUAAUUGGACUGGGCUGGGAGAUAUCUACACCAUAACAAGGGGUGAAGUUGAAUGAGAUUACAGAUAUGAGAAUGUUGAAGACAUUACUAUACAAGGAGAAUGGGAUACUGCAGUAAUGGGAAAUAUUUUCCCUCUAGAGUUGGUUGAACACAUAGUAAAUCAUAUAAAACCACCAAGAGGGAAUGUAGAGAAAGAUCAAUCAAUAUGGAUGCUGGAAACAAAAGGGAAUUUUACAGUUAAAUUAGCAUGGAACUACAUAAGACACAAGGAGGAUCAGAAUAGAAUUUAUAAAUGGAUGUGGACUAAGGGAAUACCUUUCAAAAUGUCAUUCUUGAGUUGGAGGAUGUGGAAAUUUAAAAUUUCUGUGGAUGAUAGGUUGAGGAGAUGGGGUUUAGAAGGGCCAUCUAGAUGUUGGUGUUGUGAACAACCAGAUCAGGAAACAAUGGCACAUGUAUUCCGAAAAUCUGACUUUGCUAACAGGACAUGGUCUUAUGUUUGUUCUUUUGCAGGCUUUAAUAUUGAAGGACUACCUCUAAGGGAAGUUAUAAUGAUAUGGUGGGGAGCAAAAAUCAGAUCAAGCAUGAAACCUUAUUAUAGAGCAACUCCAGGCUUUGUAAUUUGGGAAUUAUGGAAAAGGAGAAAUAAAAGAAAACAUGAAGGGAAAAAUACCUCUCUAGCAAAGGUUAUUCACAAUAUUACCAACAAUAUGUACAUGUUUAUUAAUAUCAGAAGACCAACAAUGCAGAUACCAAGAAGUUGGGCAGGGAUAUUACAAGAACUACAGAAAGAGACCAUGCAAAUAGAGGUGAUUAAGGUGAAAUGGGAACCUCCACCAGAGGGAUGGAUAAAAUACAACACAGAUGGUGCUUCUAAGGGAAAUCCAGGGGGAAGCUCGUAUGCUUUUUGCGUAAGAGAUAAUAAGGGGGACAUUAUCUAUGCAGAGGGUAAUAAUAUUGAAGAUACUACUAGCACUGUAUCAGAAGCCAAAGCAAUACUAGCAGCAAGUAUUCAUUGCAAACAAUCACAAUUCCAGCAAGUAAUUAUCCAAACAGACUCAAUGCUAAUGCACAAGAUACUAUAAGGGGAAUGGAAAAGUCCUUGGAUAAUAAAUGACAUUGUAGAAGAAAUCAAAGCAUGCUUACAAGGAAGACAUUGUCAGUUUCAGCAUAUCAUGAGGGAGGGAAAUCAGCUGGCAGACUACCUAGCUAACAUUGCUUUAGAAAAGGGAAAUUGCAAAUAUGGAGAUUUCAGCAGCCUAGAGAUAAAAGGAAGGGGAAUAAUAAACAGCGAUAAGUUAAACAUCCCAUAUUUAAGAGUUGCUCCAUUGAGGAGAUAAGGGGGCAGCACUACUUCAGGGCCAUUUACUGUAGAUAGAAUGGUUGAGUUAUUUGAGUCUUUGAAAGAGAAUCCACAUGAUCAUAAUGAAAAUGCUACUGUUGUCCACAUGGUUACUGUGGAGGUUGAUGAUGAUGAGGAAUUGGAGGAGCAGCAACACCACAAUUGCAGCAAGUUGUUCAAAGACAGAUCAACAACCACAGCAACUUGGGAAAAUACAGAGCCACAGCAGGCUGUAUGUACUUCAACUUAUAGGUUGCAGCUUACAUGUAUUUGGAAUUGCAGGAAAAUGCAGCACAUCCAAAGCUGCAGGUUCCUGGACAACAAUACAAAUGCUUCAACAUGCAAAUUCCAAUACCAAAACAAGAGGAGGAGCAAUAAUCACAGCAGCUGAUUCACAGCACCUU
Solanum dulcamara is the source of this 6937-nucleotide messenger RNA. RefSeq lists its product as uncharacterized. The record is from RefSeq and is a predicted model, not a curated record. Bases 739 to 2385 code for a protein of 548 amino acids. The transcript is spliced from 3 exons. Lineage: Eukaryota; Viridiplantae; Streptophyta; Magnoliopsida; Solanales; Solanaceae.